Dioszegia hungarica is the source of this 1173-nucleotide messenger RNA. Its product is annotated as GSNO reductase. Gene Ontology annotation, biological process: formaldehyde catabolic process. Bases 1 to 1173 code for a protein of 390 amino acids. NCBI's taxonomy places the organism in Eukaryota, Fungi, Basidiomycota, Tremellomycetes, Tremellales, Bulleribasidiaceae. Gene Ontology annotation, cellular component: cytosol. The transcript is spliced from 13 exons. Gene Ontology annotation, molecular function: S-(hydroxymethyl)glutathione dehydrogenase [NAD(P)+] activity; zinc ion binding. The record is from RefSeq and is a predicted model, not a curated record.
AUGUCUACCGAAGGAAAAACUAUCACCUGCAAGGCCGCGAUUGCGUGGGAGGCAGGUAAGCCUCUCUCGAUCGAAGAGGUUGAGGUUGCUCCGCCCAAGGAGGGUGAAGUGCGGAUCAAGGUGCUGUAUACCGGUAUCUGCCACACCGACGCAUACACCUUGUCCGGAAACGACCCCGAAGGCGCCUUCCCCGUCAUUCUGGGCCACGAGGGCGGUGGUCUCGUCGAGUCCGUCGGGAAGGGCGUAGACAACGUCAAGGUCGGAGACCAUGUUGUGCCGCUCUAUACUGCCGAAUGCAGGGAGUGCAAGUUCUGCAAGUCUGGAAAGACCAAUCUCUGUGGCGCAGUGAGGAGUACCCAAGGUAAGGGUGUCAUGCCGGACGGUACCUCCCGGUUCAAGUGCAAAGGCAAAGACAUUCUCCACUUUAUGGGCACAUCGACCUUCUCGCAGUACACUGUCGUCUCAAAGUUCUCGGUCGUCGCUGUCAACGAGAAGGCUCCGCUGGAGAAGGCGUGUUUAUUAGGGUGUGGGAUCACGACGGGGUAUGGGUCGCUUACAAAGACGCCUGGAAUCGAGGACUCCAAUGUCGCCGUCUUCGGUAUCGGCUGUGUCGGACUCUCCAUCAUCCAGGGCGCACGGAGCAAGAAGUGCAAGCGGGUCAUCGCGGUAGAUACCAACCCCAAGAAGGAGGAAUGGGCCAAGAAGUUCGGUGCGACUGAGUUUGUCAACCCCAAAGACCUGCCCGAAGGCAAGGGCAUCGUCGAGUACUUGACGGAGAUUACGGACGGUGGAUUGGACUUUACGUUUGACGCUACUGGAAAUGUCGACGUCAUGCGCCAAGCCCUCGAAUGCUGCCACAAGGGCUGGGGAGUGUGCAAUGUCAUCGGUGUGGCCCCGGCUGGCGCUGAGAUCUCUACGAGGCCGUUCCAGCUCGUCACUGGCCGGACUUGGAAGGGGAGUGCAUUUGGGGGCGUGAAGGGCCGCACGGAGUUGCCGGGGAUCGUGGAUGACUACAUGAAGGGCACCCUCUGGGUGGACGAGUUUGUCACCCACCAGCAAUCCCUCGAGAACAUCAACAAGGGGUUCGAGGAUAUGAAGGCGGGCGACUGUAUUCGGUGUGUGGUGAACAUGGGCCAGGGGACGGAUGAGGAGUUGCAAAAGGAGAGCAAGUAG